UACUAUUUUCAUUCCCAUUUGGUCCUUUGAUCACUGCAGUUGAUCAGAACAGUUUAUCUAGGUGAAAAAUUAUUCAAAAUGGUUCAAAAUAAAUUAUCGUUGCAAAAGUUAGGACUUUGUGUUUUUAUUUUUGCAACAAGUAUUUCUCCAACCGUGCAAGUCUCUUUAGAUGAGUUUUUGGCAUUGACAUACGAGCAAAAAUUAAAGUUAGAUGUGUUUCGCGACCGCGUCACCCCAUAUCUGCCCCAUGAGUACAUGAAGAAAGACGUGUUUCUAAUUAGAUGGCUGAGAGACAGAGAGUUCAACAUUGCAGAAGCAGAGAAGCGACUAUUGAGUCAUGUUGAGUGGCGUGAAGAAAACGAUAUUGACAGCGUUCUAGACGAAGACUGGGCAGAUUUUGAACACGAAUACAAAGCAUAUAUUGAAGGAUGCGAUAAGGAAGGAAAGCCAAUUAUCUCGGUGUUUGUUGGAGAUUGGGACAUUCGUCGAGCCGUUGUUUCUGGUAAAUCGAAGAGACUAAUGCGCUACUUCGACAGAAUCUUUGAGCUGGCAUCAAAGGCUCUGCGAGAUAUGCAGAACGACGGUCAAAACGUGACCCAAGCAACCUUACUUUUCGACAUGGGUAAUUUUAAUCUGGUACUUCAAGGUUGCCCACGAUGUAUUCCAAUUUAUCUCUACAUUCUCUCGGUGUAUGAAAGACAGUACCCUGGCUUGGCUCACAGGCUGGUAUCAUUAAACACUCCUCAAAUUGCCUUACCACUCUGGGACAUUUACAAACACAUUCUAACUCCGCAGACGAGAAAUAUUUUAUUCAUUUAUGGCAAGGACAAGAAGGACUGGCAGCGCAUACUUCUAAAGGAAAUUGAUAAGGACCAACUGUCCAGGAAACUUGGUGGAACCAAAGAAGAUAAUGCGGUUGAUGUCUUUGAAUAUUUACGAAAUGUAAAUGUUUUCAGGUGUGAAAAUUUAUAAAAAAAAGUGUUUGUGAAAAAGUUUGAUUCCUAAAACUAAAGGGAAAAAUUCAAUCAAUGAUGUCAAAAUGUUCCUGUUAGAAAUUUAAUAGUACCAAUAACACGGUAUAGCAAUUACUAUAAUAUGCUAUUUGACUUUUCACAAGCAAUGCAAUCAAUUCAUUUUUAAUAAUUUAGUCAUUAAAUAUUUAAAUUGCGUUCAUUAGUACUUCCUACCGUAACGAAAUGGAAGUUAAAUAAAGAUCUUAUCUGAAGUUUAUCAGUGCUAAUUUUAUGUCAUAUGCUAUUUCAUGGAUUUUUGUAUGAAUUUGGUGAAAACUGAGGAGCAAAGUUGAAAGCAAAAAAUAAAUUAAGUACUUAAUCAA
Molecule: messenger RNA, 1336 nt
Organism: Folsomia candida
Lineage: Eukaryota; Metazoa; Arthropoda; Collembola; Entomobryomorpha; Isotomidae
Product: SEC14-like protein 2
Exons: 6
Coding region: 79-972 (297 amino acids)
Cellular component (GO): cytoplasm
Source: RefSeq, a predicted model, not a curated record